GCCCGCCGGGCGGCCGUGCCCGCCGUGGGUCCCGUCAUUCCGCGGGCGGGCGGCGCGGGGCGGCCACGGGGCUGCCGCCGCCGCCUCCCCUCACUGCAGGCGCUGCCGGCGCGGAGCGGAGCGGGCCGGGCCGGGCCCGCCCGGGCCCGCCCGCCCGCCGCCUCCAACACCGCCACCAUUCCGCCCCUACCUUCCCGUUGCCGGCGGCCCCCAGCUGCCACCAUGCAAGAGCUCAUCGCCAGCGUGGACCACAUCACGUUCGACCUGGAGCUGGCCGUGGAGCAGCAGCUGGGGGCACAGCCGCUCCCCUUCCCUGGCAUGGACAAAUCGGGCGCAGCUGUCUGUGAGUUUUUUUUAAAGGCAGCAUGUGGAAAAGGAGGCAUGUGCCCAUUCAGACACAUCAGUGGGGAAAAGACAGUUGUUUGUAAACACUGGCUACGAGGACUGUGCAAAAAGGGAGACCAGUGCGAGUUCCUGCACGAGUAUGACAUGACCAAGAUGCCUGAGUGUUACUUCUACUCCAAAUUUGGGGAAUGCAGUAACAAGGAAUGUCCAUUCUUGCACAUUGACCCGGAGUCGAAGAUCAAAGACUGUCCCUGGUAUGACAGAGGCUUCUGCAAACACGGUCCCCUGUGCAGACAUCGGCACACUCGGAGAGUCAUUUGUGUGAAUUACCUGGUAGGAUUCUGUCCAGAGGGCCCUGCCUGUAAAUUCAUGCACCCUCGGUUUGAACUGCCAAUGGGAACCACAGAGCAACCACCACUGCCUCAGCCAACACAAACACAGCAAAAGAGGACACCCCAAGUCAUUGGAGUCAUGCAAUCUCAAAAUAACAACAGUGGGAACAGAGGACCCCGGCCGUUGGAGCAGGUCACCUGCUACAAGUGUGGUGAAAAAGGUCAUUAUGCCAACAGAUGCACCAAAGGACACCUGGCCUUUCUCAGUGGACAGUGAAGGAGCAGCAGGAAGGUGCAAGGGAGCUGUUACCACUGAGGAAAGGUUUCUGCCUAGCACAAUGUCUGGAGCUAUUAAUCAGGUUGUUUUUUUAAUGCCAUUACUGAAAGAACUGGUCAGAGGCUGGCUGCUAAGCAACAUUUUUGUAAUUGUUCCCAACUUUUUUUAAGUUUUAACCUUUUUAAAAAUCAAUUUUGGCCUCCGCCUGUGUUCAUUGAGCCCUUAUGAAAGGUAGAUCUAAAAGCCAGUAGAAAAACCAAGCCCUUACUGGUGCAGCACUCCACAUAAACACAUCUUAGGCCAGUGUUUCUUUAAAGUAUUUUCCUUCUGCCACUUCUCUUUGGAGAAUCUGCAGCAUUUCAGCCCUCCCUGUGGAAGCAGGAAGACUGACUGGGAAAACUUAACACUUGCAAUGCCUUCUCCUCAGUGAGGAAGCAGGGAUUCUGCUGUCCUGUAGCUCUUCAAAAGCAAAGUCCUGUUUCCAGGUCAGCCUGGUGAGCUUGUCCUGGUGGCUGGCGAAAGCCCUCACGUACAUCAGGCAGUAAAACCUGUGUCCACUCGCUUUGUUUCUGUGCUUCUUGCUGUACUGAAGGUUAGAAAUCAAUCUUCUGGGAGAGAACUGAUCAGGGGGAGAAUAAAUUGGUAUCUCUCUGGUUAGCCAGACAAUAAGGAACAAGGAUUAUAGGAAAGCUGCAUCUGUGCUCAGUUCCCACUUGCAGAAAGGAGGGACGAGAGCACGGCUUGGAGUAGGAAUAGAAGAGCCUUGUCUCAGCCCCAUCAUCCAGCUCACACUGAGCAGGUAUUCCCACACCAGAGAGCAGGAAGUGGAGCUGUAUAUUCUUAUGGAACACUGCUUUUAAAGUGUUGGUAGAGAUUCCUUCUGAAAGCAUUUUUUUUUUCAACACAAGCCCCAUUUAUUUUGAGAUGACUAUUUCAAAAGGGCCAAUGACAAAAUAUGAAUUAAAAGAAGAAAAAUACCCACAAUGUGAGCCUUAUUGAUUCUACCCCAUCUCUUCAUUUGCUGCCUGCCUUUAUACUUUGUUUUUAUUGAAAUGUACUGAUGGCAAAAGCUGGCUGUGAAUUUAUUUUGCUGGAAGAACAAGGUAAAUGUGGCUGGAUUAAGAGACGUGACCAGAGCCUGU
Messenger RNA from Motacilla alba alba, 2096 nucleotides. It is a transcript of the gene CPSF4, whose product is annotated as cleavage and polyadenylation specific factor 4. The transcript is spliced from 8 exons. The coding region runs from base 223 to 954 and encodes 243 amino acids. Gene Ontology annotation, molecular function: zinc ion binding; RNA binding. The record is from RefSeq and is a predicted model, not a curated record. Lineage: Eukaryota; Metazoa; Chordata; Aves; Passeriformes; Motacillidae.